Messenger RNA from Plasmopara halstedii, 951 nucleotides. RefSeq names its product methylenetetrahydrofolate dehydrogenase. The record is from RefSeq and is a predicted model, not a curated record. Lineage: Eukaryota; Oomycota; Peronosporomycetes; Peronosporales; Peronosporaceae. Gene Ontology annotation, biological process: purine nucleobase biosynthetic process; tetrahydrofolate interconversion. The transcript has a single exon. Gene Ontology annotation, cellular component: cytosol. The coding region runs from base 1 to 951 and encodes 316 amino acids. Gene Ontology annotation, molecular function: methylenetetrahydrofolate dehydrogenase (NAD+) activity; methylenetetrahydrofolate dehydrogenase (NADP+) activity; methenyltetrahydrofolate cyclohydrolase activity.
AUGACAGAUACUGGUGUCAAGAUAGAUGCUUCGACUAUCGCCGAUCCUUUUAGCUUGGCCGUACGUCAAUAUAUUGAUCAUGAAAUGAAUGGUGUGGGUCCAAAGCUUGUAGGUUUGCUUGCACAUGGUGACCCAGCUGCGAAAAAGUAUGCCGAAUGGACUGGUAAAGCUUGUGCACGUGAUGGAAUUCGGUACGAGCUACGUGAAGUUCCCAAAGAUGAACUUCUUGAAGCUCUGGAUCAAGCAAAUCAUGAUCCAGAUGUGCAUGGUAUUCUUGUCUACUAUCCAUGCUUUGGUACCUUUCCAAGCUUCUUUGGUGGUACCAUGGACGAUUUCUUACGGGAUAGUAUAAGUAUCAAGAAAGACGUGGAAGGUUUGUGUCAAUACUAUCGCGGAAAUCUAUAUCGCAAUAUUCGCUUUAUAGAUGACGAAAAGACACAAAAAUGUGUCUUGCCUUGUACUCCACUUGCUAUCGUCAAGAUCCUCGAACAUCUUGGCAUUUAUGACAAGUCAAAGCCGGAUGGAAAUCAUUUGGCUGAUAUCAAGAUUACUAUUAUAAAUCGUAGUGAUAUUGUUGGUCGUCCAUUGGCUGCAAUGCUUGCGAAUGAUGGUGCUGACGUCUAUAGUGCCGACAUUGAUUCACUUUAUCUCUUUCGUCGUGGUAAACUCAUUCCAAGUGAUGAAACUCAAGAGACAGCAUGCAAGAAAUCGCGUGUUAUUAUUACUGGUGUACCGGUCAAAAGCUAUAAGCUACCACUCAACUGGGUAAGUGAAAAUACUGUGAUCAUUAACGUUGCUUCGUUUAAAAAUGUAGAUGAAGCAGAGUUGUUGAAAAUCAAGGGUGUACAAUAUGUGCCACUUGUUGGAAAAGUCACGGUUGCUAUGCUUGAACGCAAUCUCUUGCGUCUAUACGAGAAUUUUCAUUGGAAACCAAAGAAAGUCUGGCAAUAA